CGUAAUUUCGCGACGGAAGCAGUUUGUUUCCCAUCAGUGGACAUUUCUGGCUGAUUCAUUGUAGCUUGUUUGUGGGGGACUGCUGCUCUUCGGAAAUAGACUGUCAAGAAUCAAGGUGACCAGACAGCAGACCCUGAAAUGGACCGACUGUUGAGGCUCGGAGGUGGAAUGCCAGGGCUUGGCCAGGGCCCCCCCACAGAUGCCCCGGCUGUGGACACAGCUGAGCAGGUGUACAUCUCCUCUUUAGCUCUGCUCAAGAUGCUCAAACAUGGGCGUGCUGGUGUACCAAUGGAGGUCAUGGGCUUGAUGCUUGGAGAAUUUGUUGAUGACUAUACCGUGCGAGUGAUUGAUGUGUUUGCCAUGCCCCAGUCUGGAACAGGAGUGAGUGUUGAAGCUGUGGAUCCCGUCUUCCAGGCCAAAAUGUUGGACAUGCUAAAGCAGACUGGAAGGCCUGAGAUGGUGGUGGGCUGGUACCACAGUCAUCCAGGAUUUGGCUGCUGGUUGUCUGGUGUUGAUAUUAACACCCAACAGAGUUUUGAAGCCCUAUCGGAGAGAGCUGUAGCUGUUGUGGUUGAUCCUAUUCAGAGUGUCAAGGGCAAGGUUGUCAUUGAUGCCUUCAGAUUGAUCAACGCCAACAUGAUGGUCUUGGGUCAUGAACCGAGACAGACAACAUCGAAUUUGGGACAUCUGAACAAACCAUCCAUUCAGGCCUUAAUUCACGGCCUUAACAGACAUUACUACUCCAUUACCAUAAACUACAGGAAAAAUGAGCUGGAGCAGAAGAUGCUGUUGAACUUGCAUAAGAAGAGCUGGAUGGAGGGUCUGACCCUGCAAGACUACAGUGAGCACUGCAAGCUCAACGAGACCAUUGUCAAGGAAAUGUUGGAGCUGGCUAAGAACUACAAUAAGGCUGUGGAAGAAGAGGACAAGAUGACCCCGGAACAGUUGGCCAUCAAGAACGUUGGCAAACAGGAUCCCAAGAGACAUCUGGAAGAACAUGUCGAUGUUUUGAUGACAUCCAACAUCGUCCAGUGCUUAGCUGCCAUGUUGGACACAGUGGUUUUCCAGUGAUGGCUAGUGUUUAUAACUGUUAAUAUUGCAACACUUGUCUCCUUUUAUAAAAAUAAAUGUAUGUAUGAAAUUGAAA
Molecule: messenger RNA, 1147 nt
Organism: Synchiropus splendidus (mandarinfish)
Lineage: Eukaryota; Metazoa; Chordata; Actinopteri; Syngnathiformes; Callionymidae
Gene: psmd14
Product: proteasome 26S subunit, non-ATPase 14
Exons: 11
Coding region: 139-1071 (310 amino acids)
Biological process (GO): proteasome-mediated ubiquitin-dependent protein catabolic process; protein deubiquitination
Cellular component (GO): proteasome regulatory particle, lid subcomplex
Molecular function (GO): metallopeptidase activity; proteasome binding; protein binding
Source: RefSeq, a predicted model, not a curated record